Phalaenopsis equestris is the source of this 1113-nucleotide messenger RNA. RefSeq lists its product as uncharacterized. The record is from RefSeq and is a predicted model, not a curated record. Gene Ontology annotation, molecular function: transmembrane protein transporter activity; protein binding. Gene Ontology annotation, cellular component: TIM22 mitochondrial import inner membrane insertion complex; chloroplast inner membrane. Bases 138 to 914 code for a protein of 258 amino acids. The transcript is spliced from 6 exons. NCBI's taxonomy places the organism in Eukaryota, Viridiplantae, Streptophyta, Magnoliopsida, Asparagales, Orchidaceae. Gene Ontology annotation, biological process: protein insertion into mitochondrial inner membrane; protein targeting to chloroplast.
UCAACUAACGCUACUCCAAGAGCUGUUCUUAAAGAACGAGUUUUUCGACAGCCCAAUCCGGUACAGGGGUCUUUUUAUCCUGCUCCCCCUCCUUCCUCUCCCAAGCAAGCUUGCCAUAGAGAUAUAUAGGGACAGUGAUGGCGGAGGAUGGUAGACAAGGUAUAAUGGUGGUACAGCCGACGGCCGCUAACCCCAUCGCCCAAAUCCAGUCCCGGUUCAAGGAGCUGGAGGCAGGAUUCCGUUCAUGGCUCGAGAAGCAGCCUCUGCCUGUGGAGGCCGCUGUUGUUACCAGCACCGGCGCAGUCCAGGGUGCUGCUAUCGGUGGCCUCAUGGGUACCCUCACAUCCGACAUGUCUUCCGGUUUCCCCUCCCCUCCACCCCAAGCAGCCGGGCUCAACCCCCAGGCCAUUUCUUCUCUCAAGCAAGCUCAGGCUUUUACAGGAGGCCCCUUGGUACAAGCCCGUAAUUUUGCCGUCAUGACUGGUGUAAAUGCAGGUAUUUCUUGUGUCAUGAAAAGGAUACGAGGGGUGGAGGAUGUCCAAAGUAGCAUGGUUGCAGCUUUUGGUUCAGGGGCAAUGUUUUCAUUGGUGAGUGGAAUGGGAGGCCCAAAUCAGUUUGUCAAUGCUGUCACAUCGGGAUUAUUUUUUGCGCUUGUUCAAGGCGGCCUUUACAAGGUUGGCCAGAAAUUUUCACAGCCACCUGCUGAUGAUAUUUAUUACAGGCGAGCUAGAAAUAUGCUUACUAGUCUGGGCUUAGAGAACUAUGAGAAGAACUUCAAGAAAGGCCUGCUCACUGAUAACACUUUACCUCUUCUUACAGACAGUGCUCUUAGAGAUGUUAAGAUCCCUCCUGGGCCAAGGCUUCUCAUUCUUGAUCACAUCCAGAGGGACUCUGAGUUGAAGAAAGAAAGGUGAUGAAGUUGGAGGUUAGUAAAUCAAGAAUCAACUGGAACAAUUAUUUAGAAGUGAAAGUCAACUGGCACACAAGUAGUUGUUUUCUUAAAUUAUUACCAUGUAUGACUUCCUCUUGAGACUUGUUUUAUUGUACCCAAAUUUAUUUAAAGCAAUUGAGAAAAAAAAAAAAACUUGUCCAAAAAAAGAGAUACAAUUUCCC